AUGUAUAUUCCUCAAAAACGGUCCAUCGACCAUAAAAACAGCAUCUUUAUUGUUGUUUUCGUGGUGAUUGUUUUCGUACUUGCAGUAUGCGCCGUCAGCUUUUUCCUAGCCCGAUACCUUCGACAACGGCACUAUGAGCCGAAGUAUAUACCCGGAACCUAUUUCAAACGGAAAUGGAAACAAUGGCAGCCCGGCAGUGCUUCGUAUGGCCAAGUUCCUAAUCAGGGAGCUGCCAAUGGAAACCAGGACACUUCAUAUCAAGGAGCAGGCGCAACCAAUCCAGAAAUGACGACCGCGGGUGUCCAGCGUGAGACGUCGAUUCGAUCCAUCAUUACCUUACCCGCCUACUCGCCGAGUCCGAAGCCGACCGAGCAAAUAAUCGGGCGCGAAGGAGAGCGUGAAGGAAUGGACAUGGUGGUAGAAUUUCCUGAAACAUCAGAAGAGCAAGAGGCUCGUCGCGAGGAUCAAAUGGAGUCAUUAUACCAGGUCCGCCUUCAGCGUCGCCAAGAGCUCGCCGAUCGAGAGGCCCGGCGCCGUGAGCGUCGCUCAGCACGAUCUCGCGGCGAUAUAGUUCGUCUAGAAGAAUUGGCCGCCGAAUCACGCGCCCGCACAAGCCGCCGCCAUCAAGCAAGUUCCAGCAACACAUCGCUCAGUGCAUCCACCGUUAUCGCCGAACAGCAAUCCCGGGAGCGGGAACGCCGUAUCUCCAGCGUCAGCUACGCUUCAAUCGGUCGCGUCCGCCAUGACGGAUCCCGCCUACGAGCCGAUUCCCACGAAUCCGAUCAUCAGCCUCUCCUAGAAAAUGCCGUUGUGAACGCAUCGUCGCCUUCUUUGAACGACCAGCCGCUUACCAGCCUCCGCUCCCGCGGUGAGUCGCUAGCUUCGUCUAUUCUGACUACAGAUACGGGCGGGACCGACAGUGAUCCACUCAUCCUGCGCCCAAGCUCUACGCGCGGGUCUAGUCGCCCCGCUUCACAGCUGGAAGAGGGGGAGGAUCUUGGAACCCUGAGCAUCCAGCCACCCCCUGAAUACGAACAUCUCGACUGGGGCGACGCACCCGCAUAUGAGAGCCCAACCCGUGAAGGUGCCGAGGAGCCGCGCCAGUUAGCAUCGAUAUUGACAACACCCUUGCCAUCUAUUCAAGUCGAUAUCGCCAGUCCCGUCGCGAUUCGUCCAUCCACACCGACCGAGCCCCGUCAUCCAGAAGAUGACCCUGAUACUACACCCAGGGGCCCUACCCGCACCUCUGUGGUUUCAGAAAUUGAUUCCGAAUCCACACCGGGGCAUGCCCCUGUCUCAUGA
Messenger RNA from Penicillium verhagenii, 1302 nucleotides. RefSeq lists its product as uncharacterized. Bases 1 to 1302 code for a protein of 433 amino acids. The transcript is spliced from 2 exons. Lineage: Eukaryota; Fungi; Ascomycota; Eurotiomycetes; Eurotiales; Aspergillaceae. The record is from RefSeq and is a predicted model, not a curated record.